AUGAUCGCUGAUCUCAUAAGACGCGGUAUUCCGCUGCCGAUAGCGCUUCGCCGCGCUCUCAUUCAUAUUGAUCAAAUCGUAGCGGCAAAUCGCGAGGGAAUAAACCUCAACGAGAUCGGUCUGGACGACCCGGAAGCUGCUAGCGUCAAUGAAGCGAACGCGUUUGCGGAAGUGCGACAAUGCGGCGUCAGACGAGCGCGAGAAUGUGCUCUUGAGAUUCGGGGACAGAGUGUGCGAGUUGAACGCGGAUCAACAAACAGCGUAGAUUCGGAGAGUGCGUUGCGACAUUUCCACCUCGACAGGGCUAUCGUUGCGGGACUGGAGGCGGACGAGACGUUCGUCAUCAGAAAUUUAUUUUUUGUUGACGGACCCGGCGGAACUGGCAAAACUUUUCUCUAUAACGUAAUCGCGGAGCGAAUUUUGUCUGCCGGCGGUGCCCGUCUGAUGGCAGUUGCGUGGACGGGCAUAGCUGCGUCUUUACUUAUAGAGGGGAGGACCUGCCCCCACGCUUUCCGUCUCCCUCUGGACCUGGACGAAGAGUCCACAGUCGGAUGGCCGGCCGAGCACGAAAGGUCACAAAACAUUAGUCGAACCGACGUCAUUCUUUGGGACGAGGUGUCAAUGACGUCAAAGCAUGCGUUGAACACGGUUUGUGACGUGUGCGAGAACAAUGUGGUUCCUUUCGGGGGAAAAACAAACUUGCGCGUGAAUCGCGCGGCACAGUUGGCGACCGAGGCGGCGGCUCAUCAUGCCGAAAUGGUCGACUUGGAAGUCGCGGGGAACCGCAUUCAAGAGUACGGCAAUUGGCUUUUGCGUAUGGGGGACGGGUUAAUCGAGAGGGCAAUUUUGUGCGACACGUUCGUAACGGCCGAUCUCAUCAAAAUCGAUCGUCAUUUCGUAAUGCCAACCAUACAGGAAUUGAUCGAAUGGGUCUACGACAGAUAUGCCGGCAAUGCGGCGACCGAGGAUGAUGAAUUUCACGUCUCUUUGGACGUCGUUCAUCGGAUCUCGGCGUCCAACAUUCCGCCACAUGAGCUCGUGCUCAAGACGGGAGCGGUUGUCGUCCUUCUUAAAAACCUAGACGUCAGGCAUGGACAGUGUAACGGCACCAAAAUGAUGAUUGUGCAUCUCGGCGACGAAGUUUUGGAAGUCAAGUUUCUAUCGGGUCCCCGCAAAGGGGAAACCAUCAACUUGUCUAAAAUUAAGAUCACAUCGAGCGUUCCGCAAGUUCCUCGUCCGAUCAAGAGAGGCGAAGUCGUGCUUCCGGAACGCAGGUCACCCUCUCCACCAACGUCUAACGAACCGACCAGUACUUCGUUCGAACAAAAUGACGAUUUUUUCGAUUCCCUGAAUUUGACUGACAUUAUUAUGGACGUACUGAGACACAGACUUACACCCAGGAUACUUCCGAUCCUCAGGCUGUGCGAUAACGUCGUGGUCAAUCCAUAUAACGAUCGACAGUUGUUUGAACGAAGUUCCCGUCCCGGAACAUCAGGUACAACCACGACAUUAUUCUCAGUUGACGUACCAUCACCGAUUGCGAUUCAAAUUUCACCCUGA
Molecule: messenger RNA, 1560 nt
Organism: Cylas formicarius (sweet potato weevil)
Lineage: Eukaryota; Metazoa; Arthropoda; Insecta; Coleoptera; Brentidae
Exons: 5
Coding region: 1-1560 (519 amino acids)
Biological process (GO): DNA repair; telomere maintenance
Molecular function (GO): DNA helicase activity
Source: RefSeq, a predicted model, not a curated record